AUGGCUCCGGCCAGAAAGGAGACGCAGUCAACAAAUGGCUCUCAACGGACCAAGCGACGCUCCCGACCAGUUCCUUUCUAUCUCCCUCUGAACGUCACACUAUAUGUGUUCCUUAUUUCCAAUUUUGUCGCUGCGGCACUCGCUCCGAUUCAGGACUGCGAUGAAGUCUUCAAUUUCUGGGAACCCGCGCACUACCUGGACCACGGGUACGGGCUGCAAACGUGGGAGUAUUCUCCCGCCUAUUCAAUUCGAAGCUGGCUCUACGUCUCUGCCCAUGCUGUGGUUGGCAAAAUAGUUUCUCUUUUCUCGAGUAACAAGACAGCCGAGUUCUAUGCUAUACGGUUUGUUCUGGCAGCGGUCUGCGCCGCCUGCGAGACGAGACUGUACUCAGCAAUCUGUCGGACAUUGAACCCCAGAAUCGGCCUCCUCUUCCUGAUCAUUGUCGCUUUCAGUCCGGGCAUGUUCCAUGCGUCUGCAGCAUUCUUACCGUCUAGUUUUACCAUGUAUACUUCUAUGCUAGGUCUUGCAUCUUUUCUGGAUUGGAGGGGAGGCCAGAAGAUGGCGCAGGGCAUUAUGUGGUUCGGUCUCGGAGCAAUCAUGGGCUGGCCUUUUGCCGGAGCUCUGAUCAUUCCUCUUCUCCUUGAGGAGGUCGCCAUCAGCUUCAUCGCCGGCGCUCUUGGAAGUUUGUUUGUGGGUAUAGUCAAGGGCAUUAUGAGAUGUCUCGCUAUUCUGGGUGUUGAAAUUGCGGUUGACUACUUAUUUUUCCAAAAAUUCGCCGUUGUGCCGUGGAACAUUGUUGCUUAUAACAUUUUCGGAGGCGAAGGCAGGGGGCCUGAUAUCUUCGGGACAGAGCAGUGGACAUUCUACAUCAAAAAUCUGCUUUUGAACUUCAAUAUAUGGUUUGUAUUGGCCGUUUCUGCUGUACCCAUACUUGUUCUCCAGGCUAUAUUCCGUUCUCAAGCCACCAAUGUCCAAACUCUCUUACGGACCGUGACUCUGGUGACGCCAUUUUAUAUGUGGUUGGCCAUCUUCACUGUCCAGCCGCACAAAGAGGAACGGUUCAUGUAUCCCGCCUACCCUUUCCUUGCACUCAAUGCGGCCAUCUCCUUUCACAUGACCCUCUCAUACGUCGGGUCAAGUAACCCGAAAGAGGUCAUUGGGCGAUUGUCGCCGAAAAUCAAACUGACCAUGGUGAUGGCUGUAAUUCUUAUGGCUAUCAAUGCCGGGCUACUGCGAACUCUUGGUAUGAUCACGGCGUACAAUGCACCCCUAAAGGUGAUGGAGCCGCUGCAGCAGUUGGAAAUGGCACAAUCCGGUGGUUUUGUGUGCUUCGGCAAAGAGUGGUAUCGAUUCCCAUCAUCAUACUUUCUUCCAAACGGAAUGCGCGCGAAAUUUAUCAAGAGUGAAUUUCGAGGAUUGCUUCCCGGAGAAUUUCCGGAUGCCCCAAGCUAUUCGGGUCUCAUCCAAGGCACCUCGCAAAUCCCUGCCGGCAUGAACGAUCGGAACGAGGAAGACCUUGGUAAAUACGUCGAUAUCUCUCAAUGUUCAUAUCUGGUGGACUCGUACUUUCCAGGGCGAGCUGCCACGGAACUUGAGCCUGAUUAUGUGCACGAUGAAUCAGGAUGGGAGACAAUAACCUGCAAGGACUUCCUCGACACGUCCCAAUCAAGCGCGCUAGGUCGAAUAAUUUGGGUUCCUGAUAUCCCUAUGUUGCCGGCUCGUUUCCGCAGAAGCUGGGGGCAAUACUGUCUUCUCCAGCGGCGGAACGCCAAAUCAGAGUCAAAGUAG
Molecule: messenger RNA, 1788 nt
Organism: Aspergillus viridinutans
Lineage: Eukaryota; Fungi; Ascomycota; Eurotiomycetes; Eurotiales; Aspergillaceae
Product: dolichyl-P-Man:Man(6)GlcNAc(2)-PP-dolichol alpha-1,2-mannosyltransferase
Exons: 4
Coding region: 1-1788 (595 amino acids)
Biological process (GO): protein N-linked glycosylation
Cellular component (GO): endoplasmic reticulum membrane
Molecular function (GO): alpha-1,2-mannosyltransferase activity
Source: RefSeq, a predicted model, not a curated record